Molecule: messenger RNA, 6569 nt
Organism: Strigops habroptila (Kakapo)
Lineage: Eukaryota; Metazoa; Chordata; Aves; Psittaciformes; Psittacidae
Gene: RBM12B
Product: RNA binding motif protein 12B
Exons: 2
Coding region: 3065-5149 (694 amino acids)
Biological process (GO): regulation of RNA splicing
Cellular component (GO): ribonucleoprotein complex; nucleoplasm
Molecular function (GO): RNA binding
Source: RefSeq, a predicted model, not a curated record
UGUAGCCAGGGGCGUGGGGGUCGCGCCUUGAGCCGAGUCUGGGCAGCCUAACCCUCGUGGAACCGCUGCGCGAUCGUUCCCGGGGCCGCGGCCUCCUCAUGUCGCCUGGCUGCCUGCCACCUUCCCCCCUGGUGCCUCCCUUCAGCCCUGUCCCGGGACCGUGGCGGGGCCGGGCUUCUCCGCGGGGUCGGACUCCAAGUGGCCACUGGCGGGCCAGAGCACGCGUGGUGGGCUCCCCCUCACCCUGUUCCCCUCACUGCCUGUUCCCCAUUCGCCGCCCGCGGCCCUGGGCUUCGGUCAGCUCGGUCCCUCCGGGCUUGUGCGGCGCCGUCUGCGGCCGGAGCGGUGUAGGGCCGCUGCGGGCGGCUCGCUGGCUUUCUCCAGCUCGCAGCGCUCGGAGCGGGCAGUGCUCACGCCGGCCGUGUAGCGGGCCCCGCAGCGGAGCUCACAUGCAUCUUCCUUCAGCGAUGUGAAAUCUGUCGCUAGCAACAGCUUACUUUGCCUGUUAAUGCUUAUUCUGAAGAGGAUUGAGAUAAGAAUUGGUUCUCUGAUCCACCGGUUAUUCUCAUAUUGGUCCAGCGGUAUACUUGGCGUAGUUCUGCGAGUGUUGUAGCUUGCAUGCUCACUGCAUGCAGGCUAUGUAAUCUCUCUACGUCAUGGUAAAAACACUAGUCUAGGGCAGGCUUAGUUUCCUACAGUGAUUACAAGCUGCAGGUUUUUUUCUAGUGGAGUUUUAAUUUGGAAUUUGCUGAGGAUGCAAAGGUAUAGGUAUAGCACUGUUUUGUAGUUAAUUCGGUUAAAAUAUAAGAUUUCUUAGAACAGCAUGAACACUUCUGUGCUUUUAAAUUGGUGGCAUGAAGUUGUCAGUUAUUUAUUAUUUAAAUCCUUGGUCUCUGAGGCCCUUGCACAAUUAAAGAAUUGGGCUUAGUUUUGUGUGGCACUUUCAUGCCAAAAGUUACUCUUAAGUUUAAAUUUUUAAAUUAAGUUGUUGGAUGGCUUGUCUGCACUUUCUACCAAUGCUUGAUUGUUAGUAUGCAGUCAGUAAAAGCUUCUUAUUUGAACCUGCAUUUCUGUUCGUGGACUUCUUAAAUAUGGCAUCAUGAUCUGGAAUCGCUGUGUCUAGUUUUCACCACUGAAGGUUGUAUGUUGUAUCCGUGGCACAUCGUGGAGAACUUGCUGUUUAUCACGGAAGAAAUACUGAGAUCUGUUCUGAAUGCUGCUUAAAAAUUGGGAUAAGAAUGCAGAGUUGUGAAAUUCAGAAAUACUACAGAUUAAAUACAUCAUGAAGUAGCAGGGCAGCGGAUUUGAUUUUUCAAGACACGAAGGUCCUGUAAGAAAAUUCAGCCCCCGAAUUCUCCUUGCUUUUUGGCAUUGUCGUCACGUCUGUUGAGAAGAUACAUUAUAAAGUGUACUGGGUCUGGCUGGGAUGGAGUUAACGUUCUUCAUAGUGGCCCGUAUGGUUCUGUGGUUUGGAUUUGUGGCUAAAAGUGUUGGCCACACAUCGGUGCUUUUGCUAUGGCUGAACAGUGCUUCCACAGUGUCAAGGCUUUCUUUUUUACCUACUCUGCCACCCUGGCAAGUUAUGCUGGGAGGGAACACAGCCAGGACAGCUGACCCAAACUGACCAGAGGGAUAUUCCGUACCAUGUAAUAUCACGCUCAGUAACAAAAACUGAGGUAGAUGAAGAAGAAGAAUUUUAUUUGAUCAUUUUGGGUUUUUCUGUGGGAGACUUUUUUUAUUGGCUUCCAAGGUGCUUGUUAUUCGGAGGCAGGGUGGAGAUCACUCAGCCUGUGGGAGGUAGUGAGUGAUUUCCUUUGCUUUACUUUUUUUCAUCUUCACUGAUUAUAAGCUGUCUUCAUCUUGACCCACAAGUUUUCUUGACUUGGUUCUUCUAUUUUCUUCCCCAUCCUGCUGGUAGGGAUAAGGAGUGAACAAUCAGCUGUGCGGGUGCUUGGUUGCUGGCCGCGGUCAACCCACCACAGAAAUAGAAUGGAUGAUCUUUAAUGAAGUUACUAAUUGAGCAGGUUUUUCUCAGUUCGUUGUCUUUGCAAAGUGCUCAUGUAGAAGUGAUGUAGAAUUCAUUAGUUACAGAAGUUGGGCUUUGCUCUUGAUUUGCAAAACAUUCAGGUGCAGUGAUAGUUACUACUAUCAGUAGAUAACUUGGCAUCAGGAUGUAGUGCUUUACGUUUGUUAUUGAGCAGGGAGUUUGUGCACUGGAUAGUGACAAACACUUGUUAUUGGAGCGCUGGGAUCUUGCUGUUUUGGUUUUAUUUUUUUUAAAGGAUGUAAUCAUUUGACACAGAAACUUGUGUUUGAGAGUGCAGUGCUGUGUUGUGUGGUGUUGAAAACCACAGGAUAGGUUUAAGUUGGUGUUACUGAGGUGAUUCUUGUUCUUAUGUUUGGAAGGCAGUAAACAGAUAGGGAAAAUACUGAAAUUUGCUUUGCAAUUGAAGUACUCCCUGAAGUUUCUUCUUGUUGGAUAUGUUUGUUUUCUCGUUUGAUUGUCUCUGCUGUGUUUGUUAAGUGCAGUGCUGGGCUGGUGAGUAGCAUACUCUUGUUGUGAACUUUGAAAGCAGGUGGAUUUCAGAAGAAUGGACACGUCCUGUAAUCUUGAUGUGGACUUUAUGCAUCUUUCAAGGCCUGGAAAUAACUGAAUUGAGAGUUUUUCACUCGAUAUACUGUCAGUCUGUUUCAUUUCAACAGUUCAGUGUCGCACAAUUGAUGACCAAGUAAUCUCAUCGUGUUCUCAUCAUUUCCACAAGUCAACUUAAAUUUUGAAUUGUUUUGCUUCUAAACUGGAAACACAAAGAUGCAGUGCAUAGCAUCUUGGGACGUGGAAGGAGUUCUUCGUAGUAUCCCAAAUUGUGGGUUCAUUACAUGCUUGGCUGUAAUAUUAGCCACAGUUAAGGAUGAGCUGCAGCAGUGUAGCACAGUAUAUGAAGCAAAGUACAGAUAUCAGCCAUUAAUUAUGUUUCAUUUUCUUUCCACAGUUAAGUUGAUUUUACAGAAUUUAUCAGGUCUUCAAAGCAGAAACAGGUGAUUUUUGCUGUGGGUUGAGCUCAGCAUGGCUGUAGUCAUCCGUUUACAGGGGCUUCCUGUUGUUGCGGGUCCUGCAGAUAUUCGUCGUUUCUUCUUGGGAUUGAAUAUUCCUGAUGGAGGUGUGCAUAUUAUUGGAGGAGAGAUUGGGGAGGCUUUUAUUAUAUUUGCAACAGACGAAGAUGCACGGCGUGCCAUGAGCUGUUCAGGAGGGUUUAUCAAGGACUCACGCAUAGAGCUGUUUCUCAGCAGCAAGGCAGAAAUGCAGAAUACCAUAGAAAUGAGCCGGAAACGAUUUGACCGUGGGGGACGAGAAAAUAUGGCUGGCUCUAGAAGAACAGGUACUAAUGGUUCUGGUGCUGGUGUUGGAGACAUGCCACAUUUAGUCACGCCUUUUCCAAAAGGAAUGAAUAAACCUGGUUAUGGUCCUCCAAAUCACCCGGAGGCUGGUUUCCAUGCCAAUGGUGCAAGGCAUGGUAAUAUAGGUAUGCCUAAAUCAAACUAUCAGUCAAGAAAGGUGUGUCAUCCAUUUAACCCAGAUGAUCUGUACUUAUUUCUACGUGGUAUACCUUACUCUGCAACAGAAGAUGAAGUACGUGCUUUCCUUUCUGGGCUACACGUGGAUGGAGUGAUUAUGAUAAAGCAUCGCAAUGGUUUAAAUAAUGGUGAUUGCUUGGUAAAAUUUGCUACGCCGGGUGAUGCCUUAGAAGGACUUAAACGUCACAGACAGUACAUGGGUCAGAGGUUCAUAGAAAUUAGCCCAUCUACAGAGGAACGGUGGAUCGAAUAUGGUGGGAGGGUGGACAUGCCAAAUGAAAUCGAUGACUUUUUCUGUGAAGACCAUUCUCCAAGAAGUUCAGGCUACAUGCAUUCAAGGAAGCGUUCUCAUUCACGAUCACCAAGGAGACAAAGAACACGUUCUCGUUCAUCUCCCAACCAGGAAUAUUACAUACACUUAAGAAAUCUAUCUACUAAUCUGGAGAAGAGAGACCUGAGAGAUUUUUUUCCUGACCUGGAUAUAUGCAGCCAACAGAUCAAGCUUCUGACAGAUAAGCAUCAGAGGAGGACUAGAGAUGCCUUUGUGAUGUUAAGGAGUGAGAGAGAUUAUCAGGCUGCUUUGGAAUGUCACAGAAAGGUUCUUCUCAAUCGUCCUGUAUACAUUUUUCCAAUUUCAAGAAAGUCAAUGUUGAAAAUAAUUGACUCUUGUGAGAGGAAAAGGUCACAGGACAGAGAUCAUCUUGGACAGGCCAUACCAGAAAAAAGUUACCGGGAAGGUCAUUCCGGCCCUAAGACAUGUGUUUAUGUAAGGAAUUUUCCAUUUGAUGUGUCAAAAAUUGAAGUGCAAAAGUUCUUUGCGAGAUUUGAUAUUGAUGAAGACGAUAUUUACUUGCUGUAUGAUGACAAAGGAGUUGGGCUGGGGGAAGCAUUAGUGAAGUUUAAAUCUGAAGAACAAGCCAUGAAAGCAGAAAACUUAAAUCGUCGAAGAUUCUUGGGAACAGAGGUAUUAAUAAGACUUAUAUCUGAAGACCAGAUGCAGAAGUUCGGUGUAAGUGUACCACUGUCUGCACCAAAUGAAAUGCAGGGUAAUUCACGUCCAUAUGACAGAGGUCCAGUUGGCUCACCAUCUGGGCCACCACAAGGGCCACCCAUGCAUUCAUUUGGUCCCCCUGGAAACUUCAGGCAUCCUUCUGAAUUUAGGCACCCCCCUGAGGACUUCAUGUGCCCUCCUAAGGAUUUUAGAGGUCCACCACCCCUCAUGGAUUUUGGUGGUGACAGUGAACCUUUUGGCAGAAUGGAGUUUGGGAAUAAUAAAAUGGGAGGUUUUCCUGAAGGAAGAUUUAUGCCAGAUCAAAAUUUCAGUGGUGGUUCUGAGCGUGUUGUUCCUAUUCGAUUGAAAAAUUUACCUUUUAAAGCUACUCCUAAUGAGAUUCUGGAUUUUUUCUAUGGCUACAGAGUGAUCCCGGAGUCAGUUUCUGUACAGUACAACGAACAAGGAUUACCUUCGGGUGAUGCCAUUGUUGCUAUGACAAACUAUGAGGAAGCUAUGGCUGCUAUUAAUGAACUGAAUGAUAGGCCAAUUGGUCAACGGAAAGUUAAGUUGAGCUUGCUGUAAAGGAGGAAAAGAUGCUCUAGAAUAAGACAUUCUAGAUUUGACAGUAUUGACAGUUAUUGUAACUUUUUUUUUUUAAUUACUGGAAGAUGCAGAAGAAAACAGUUUCUAUCAACGGUUGUAAAUAUCUAGGUCAGUUGUUCAGCUCUUGGUUGAAAUAUUUGUAUGGUUAAGAUAUGAGAACUGUAUUGUGCCUAUUUCUUGUAGCAGAGAAGAGCCCAGAAAUUCAGGAGGACAUUGAAUGUCUUACAUCAAGGUAUAAAGGCAUGGAGUUGUAAUGUUUUGGGUUUUUUUUUUUUUUUCAGGUUGCUUUAAUUCCAUGUCCCAUUACUUUGCAUCAAAUAAAAAUGUUAAGUGUUGGUUCAUUGACCACACAAACGGUUCAAACAGAACAACUCCAAUGCUACCUGCAUUAGUAACUAACACUUCGUACUGAGGUUAGCUUUAUGAAAUUAAAAAGUGACUUUUUUUUUUUCUUUGUGUAAAUUGUUCAGGUUUUGUUCGGUUUCAUGUGUUUGCAGGCAUUCCUAUUAAAAGAAGACAAAAGAGCUUCCUGUUCACAUUAGCUGGCUUUGCAACUUUUUUAAUAAAAACAGAAAUUGCCAUUAAAUGUGUGUCUUAUAUUUAAAACUUGUGUAGGUAAUGAUCUUAACUGUUAUGCUCAGCAUACCUGAGCCUUGGUGAGAAUGAUGCUGGCUGUCUCAUCGGGAAAGACUGAACUAUUACAGUUUGUCAACACACCACUGAGCAGGUAGUUUAGACUACAAAACCUGUAGUAAUCAGUUGGACAGGCUUUCUUGUUCUCCUUGCUCACUGUAGUUCCUUGAGGCAGAAAAUUAAUGUUGGAAUUGGAUCAAGAAUUCUGACUUCAGUGGUCUUUGUUUUAUCUCCACAUGCUCGUAAUAUUAAUAUUAACUUGCUAAUGAUGUCUGGAUGCAUUCCAGGUCAAUCUCUUAUUAGUUUUAACUAACAUCUGUCACUGCCAACCACGCUGACAGCCAGCUACCUUAUUUUCUUACAUAAGAAAAUAAAUUCUUAUGUCAGUACUUAGAAUGCUCCUACUGCUUUGGUACCAGCAUAUUUAAAUUUUAGGAAGAAAUAAAAGCCUGUGUGAGGAGAAAAUGCAUCUUCAAAAUUCAGGCUUAGUAGGAAACUGGUUAUGUGGAUAAGGACUUAGUUGACAACCGUAUAAGAUAGUACUUGAAGUACUAAAGAAUUUUAGGAAGUUUUAGUCCCCUCUUGAACUAAGACAACAAAGUUGCAACUUGGUGGUGAAAACUUGUUUUAAGCUUUGCUCAGGCAAUACUGAAACAAAAAAAUCACAGAUUUGUAGAGUAGCUGAGGUUGGGACCUGGAGGUUUCUAGUCCAACCCCCUUCCCAAAGCAGCAUCAACUAGAACAGGUUAUUCAUGGCCUUGUCAGU